CCUUCUCUCUUCCUCCUCCUCCUCCUCUUCCUCCUCCUCCUCCUCUUAACUUGGCCACGGCGGCGCGGGGCGGUGCGCUUCGCCCUGCGCCGGCGACGGGGGAUGUGCGGGCGGCGGCGGGAUGGCUUCGGCCGUGUUUGAGGGCACUUCGCUGGUGAACAUGUACGUGCGGGGCUGCUGGGUGAACGGGAUCCGGCGGCUCAUCAUCAGCCGGCGGGGCGACGAGGAGGAGUUCUACGAGAUCCGCACCGAGUGGUCGGACCGCAACAUCCUCUACCUGCACCGCAGCUACUCUGACCUCGGCCGCCUCUUCAAGCGGCUCCUCGACUCCUUCCCCGAGGACCGGCCCGAGCUGUCCCGCUCCCCUUUGCUCCAAGGGCUCAUCACAAUAAAAGAAGCCCAAGAUAUAGAAGCCAGACUUAAUGAAGUGGAAAAGCUUCUGAAGACUAUUAUAAACAUGCCCUGGAAGUAUUCAAGAUCUGAAGUUGUCCUCACGUUCUUUGAGAGAUCUCCUUUGGACCAAGUUCUGAAAAAUGACAAUGUCCAUAAAAUUCAGCCAAAUUUUCAAAGUCCAGUUAAAAUAUCAGAAAUCAUGCGAUCAAAUGGAUUUUGUUUAGCCAACACUGAAACAAUAGUCAUUGACCACAGUAUACCAAAUGGAAAAGAGAAGCACCUGGAUGUAGAUUCAGCAGAACAUUUGUUCGAAAGUGUUAGUGACUUUACCUCAGAGCUAGAAGACAGUGAUGAUCCAACAGCAUAUGUCACCAAUUUGACGUACUACCACCUGGUUCCAUUUGAGACUGACAUUCUGGACUGAGGCUGCUCAGGGAUGCAGUCAGCCAGCAUCCAGCCAACCUCUUCAUCUACAGGCUCUGCUAUCUCUGGCAUUGCAUCUCUGUGAAUAAGGCUGUGCAGACAAGACCAACAGAAGAGAAGCUGCAGCAAGUACGCCACAAAGCUGAUUUUGUAGUGUGGUCCUCCGUUGUGUGUUAUGGAGACAUCUUGUAAGGAGGUAACUGCUUUGCCGUUGACAACAGACUUGUUUUCUGUGAAAGCAAGGCAGCAGAGGCCUCUUGGGGCUCAAGGAAAUCUCUGCCGUGUCUGUGGGAACUGCCACUGUGAUGCAGCCAUCAGAAACUUGUGCUGUAGUAUGUUGUCAUCCGUGCUCCUCGGCUUGCAGUGCAAGUUGAGGCUUCCUCUUUUGGGAUACCAACAGAAACUUCCCCAGAUGGCGUGACCACGCUUUUUAUGCUGUGUAAGCAAGAAGACAAGCAAAGCAGCUGAAUUUUGUCAGUUCCCUCUGUGGUUGCUUAAUGGAGGUCUUGUGGGUCGCUUCUUGCUCAGCUACUGGAUGAUUGGUGCCUUACACGAGAUGUCAGAAAUACCAUUGAGUGCCUCCAGGAAACAGAACACAUGAGCUGAUGGCUUUACUCCUUUUAAUCAUGGGCUUUUAUAUAAUCACUGAAAGGGCGACUGCUCUUUCCUGGAAUAGUAAAGCAGGCAGCAGCUGGCAUUGCAAUGGACUGUGGAUGAUGUUUGGGUACCCAUAUGAUUUCAGAAGUCUGGAAAGCUGAUGGGAGAGCUGAGCUGCUCUGCUAAGAAGGGUCAAGGCUAUGGCAGGCACUUUGAUAUAUUUUUUUUUUUUUUUUAAUGUGGACCAGCAUAUGUGAAUGGUGCUUACAGUUGUUUACAUCAGAGAGAUAAUUCCCUAUGCAUAUUUCUUCCCAGGGGUUGGGAAGGAAGA
This is a messenger RNA of Empidonax traillii (willow flycatcher), 1744 nucleotides long. It is a transcript of the gene PXDC1, whose product is annotated as PX domain containing 1. Lineage: Eukaryota; Metazoa; Chordata; Aves; Passeriformes; Tyrannidae. Gene Ontology annotation, molecular function: phosphatidylinositol binding. The record is from RefSeq and is a predicted model, not a curated record. The transcript is spliced from 5 exons. The coding region runs from base 122 to 817 and encodes 231 amino acids.